AUGGAUGCAGUUUAUAAGUCGUGUUUUUUGUUUUGGUUUUUUUUUAGGUAACUUGUAGCGAUGGAAAAAGCCGUUGACUGAUAUAAAAAUCCCGAUGUGACCUAUUGAACAGAAUUCUCCCUGUAGAGGUGAGUUGAAGGUUAAAUGAUUAAUAUACUGGGUAUUCUGGGAGAAAUAAGCUUGCUGUUCUAGGGAACCUACAAGCGAUCUCCAAACUGUAGGCACAGGACUGAUUAAUAGGGGUAAUGCUGACUGUAUGAUGACUAAACUUUUUUCCCCAUCAGAUCGAUAAUGUUGAUUUGUGAUGCUUUUUAAGCCAGUUUUGUCUGAUCGUCAGCAAACAUGCUAAUACUGGCACCUGCAGGAAGACUUGGUUUGUGCUAACAUGUGUUUUUAUUACAGGGUCCCAUGGAGAAAGUAGAUUGUGCUACGCCUAUCAUUCGAAAGGAAAUGUGAACCUGUAGGAUCCAGAGACUUGCAACUAAGUGAGUGUAAAUUCUGGAUAAUGUUUUUAUUAUCUAUGUAGGGCUGGAAGAUCUUUAUAGAUUGUAUUGGAAAAUAAUUUGUCAUUGUUACCAUGAAGCUGCAUGGUCAAACAGUGACUAACCUGGCAGCUCCUAACCAAUGAAUUGCUUCCAGACCUGCUAAAAUGUGGUACAUGGAAAUGUUAAACAGAUCCUGAACAGUUUAUCAGAUUGCCACUGGGCACGAUCUGUGGGUCACUAUCAUAGUUUGCAGUGCCAUGUUUACCUAGUUAACAAUACUGAGACAUAAUGAGAAUAAGUCCAAAUUCUCACUGGAUGCUGCUUAAUGCUAAUGUAAAUAUUACUAUCGUCCAAUCUGAUCUCAUUCUGCUGUGUAUGAUGACUGAAACUUUUUUCCCCAGCAGAUCGACUGUGGUGACUUAAACUUGAAUUAAGCCAAACCGUCUGAUACGCAGAUGAGAUGUCCUUAGUCUUUUGGUUUACACUUGAUAUCUAGAUUACUAUUUUUUUUUUUUUUGAGACCAUAACACUUUCAUUUACUUUCUCUUAGGAUCCCAAUGAAGCAAUGGCCUGUAUUACAAGAUUUGACAACAUUGCAAGAUCACAGGAUGCUGUCUCAGACGUCUGCCCAGCUGGAGCUCUCUUCAUGUAAAGAAUGA
Molecule: messenger RNA, 1144 nt
Organism: Pelobates cultripes (western spadefoot toad)
Lineage: Eukaryota; Metazoa; Chordata; Amphibia; Anura; Pelobatidae
Source: the annotation of a GenBank genome assembly